This is a messenger RNA of Myodes glareolus (Bank vole), 1956 nucleotides long. RefSeq names its product ferritin heavy chain B-like. Gene Ontology annotation, cellular component: cytoplasm. The record is from RefSeq and is a predicted model, not a curated record. Gene Ontology annotation, biological process: intracellular iron ion homeostasis; iron ion transport. Lineage: Eukaryota; Metazoa; Chordata; Mammalia; Rodentia; Cricetidae. Gene Ontology annotation, molecular function: ferric iron binding; ferrous iron binding.
CUCUGAGCCAUCUCUCCAGCCCCCUUGGGGAAUAUUCUUGAAACCCUUCUUUUCAAGGUGUAAUCCUUGAUGGGAAGCAUCUGGCCACUGCUUAGAGAUGCGGUGUAUCAGGCUCCACCAAUCACAGUUCGGUGGUUGAACCUAAGACCCAGGUGAUUCCUAUGUAAACUAUGGUUUGAGAGGCACUAUCUUAAACCAUCUCUCUCUUUCUAAAUGGAGGCCAAGAACAGUGUUGCAUCAGGAAACAAGAGAGACAAGUGAAGUGACAUUUUUAUAGUCUUCCUUAAGGUGACUUUGUGUGUGAAACUCUGCCCAACUUUGAAAGCUUAGCUCCUUCACUGACUCGUCCUCCCUCACGAAAGUGCUCACCCCGCAUCACCUCACAGAAAGACUUUUGGACACAUGCAGACAUAAUUUAGGUCCAAGUAGAGAUCCACCAGACAUAUGGAACAUUUGGCCUUUUACAUAUAUGGAAAAUAUACUGUAAUUACUCAGUGCUGGUUCAACACACUACCUAAAAGUACCUCAUUAUGGAUCAUAGGAAUGGUGAAGAAAGUACAACAGUCCCCUGCCUCAGAAGGAAAUAGAUAAUGAAGAAGUCGGCAUCAGGCCAGGUAGGAACUUCAGAGAGAUGGAGUAAGAAGGAAUUCAACAGAGAAAUUGGGAAACUACUGCCUCAUCCGGAGACUGCAGCUGUUCUCCGGAAGAUCGCCUCGUGUCUGAUUCCACUUCUCUGCCUUCCCUCGCAAGACAGAUUUAGAAUGCAUAUUUUUUUCAGAGGCUCUGCCCUACUCUUCCUAGCUGACAUGAUUUUGCCUUUUCAGAAUGCUGCCGUAUCCCACACUAAGCUCAGCCGUGUGAAGCUUGCUGAGGUCUUAUGCACAAAGUUUGAGGUCAUAGGGUAGGCUCUCUGUGGAGCCAGCAUGCUGAGCCAGCAUAGUUCUUAGGGGAGAGGGAUGGGCAAAGGCAAUGAAUCCCCUUUGACAAUACACACUCUCCCAGGAUAUAUCAGCCUUCUCUAAUCAUAUUUAGAAAGAUUAGCAAGAACACUGAACGCGGAGAUAAUUAGAGUAACUCCUCCCUCCACAGGCCUUCUUUGAACAGAGUAGUUCUUCCAUUUAGAAACACUGCGGUUGUUGGUGGGCCAGUUACUAUUAGUUACAGCUGGAAGAAAAUUCACCUUGUCAUUAGAAGUGGGCUGACCUAUCAGAUUUAAGAAGCACUCCACAGCAGUGGGAAGCUCAUUGUUUGGUUGAAUUUCCCUAGUGCUGAGAUGUAUUUCUGCAACCCUUUUUCUAAGGAAUGUGAAGAUGCUUUGAACCAAGCUGUGGCUUACCACCUGCAUAUCUCCUGUGUGUAUUUAGGAAUGGCCUACAGUUUUGUGGUUGAUAAGAAAAUGCCCCCUUUUGCCCGGUUCUUUGAAACUCAGGCUGAAGAAAGGAGGGAAGUUGCAGAUCAAUUCCUAAAAUGUCUAUGGAAACGUAAGGGUAAAAUCUGUCCUCCAAUUUAUAAGAAGCCUAAUAUGAAUGAAAUAACCACUCCUACAGAAGCCCUAAAAUUAGCUCAGGAGCUGGAAAGAACAUUAACACAGAUUCUGUUAAAUCUAAACACUAGAGCUUGUCUGGAUCGUGAAGCUGAUCUCUUAAGCUUUUUGACAUCGUUGAUCCAGAAACAGAAACGGAAUGAAGGUUAUCUAAGUUGUCAACUGACUUACCAGGAAAGAGUAGAAAGACAGAAACAAAAAGACAUCCAGACUGAAACACCUUCUACUUCAUCAGGUGAAGGGAUUUAACUUUGAAAGGCAAAGAAGCAAACUGGAAAUCGUAAAGUCAGUGAUUUAAGAGUCUUCAUCACCCAAUUGCUGAAGACUGCUUUCUUUUCUAUUUUUCUAAUGCUCAUUCUUAAAUAAAAUUAAACCUGUUUUGCAUUAUAAAUGUGACUUAAGAGUUUAAUGCU